Varroa destructor (honeybee mite) is the source of this 3660-nucleotide messenger RNA. It is a transcript of the gene E(Pc), whose product is annotated as Enhancer of Polycomb. Gene Ontology annotation, cellular component: NuA4 histone acetyltransferase complex. The record is from RefSeq and is a predicted model, not a curated record. Lineage: Eukaryota; Metazoa; Arthropoda; Arachnida; Mesostigmata; Varroidae. Gene Ontology annotation, biological process: regulation of transcription by RNA polymerase II.
GACACGCUUUAUGAGUGAAAUUGGGCAAAAUACGGAAGACGUGCAGCCGUAGGGGACCCGCCGAGGCCGAGGGAGUCUGCUGGGGCCCCUGUGAGACGAAAUGGCUGGAAACACGUGACGCGAGGUGAAUGUGUGGCCCAGAAGCUUCGGGCCUGUAUGCUUGUUUUGGUUGUUCGUUAGGCUAACCGCUUACUCGCGGCGCCGCUUCUGUGGCAAAAAUCUAGCAAAACACCGAGAAAUUCGGUGAAAGUGGUCGUGUUAUGAGAAGCGUCGGACCAAAUCGGGGUCCGGCUACCGUGGAUUACGUGCUCCCUAAGCUCGGAUACCUUUUUUAGUGUAUUGGUCGCUCUCGAACACCAUACAUACGCACAGCGAGGCUGAUGUUACUGUGUCGAGCAAGUUCAGUAUUGUGCGGGGGCGUAGGGGAGCCCAAGGGGCUAUCGGGGGAGCAGUGAUGACCUAGGAGAGUGCCGACAGGCGGACGAGAGCCCCUCUCGGAGGCAUCUCCUACCCGCUAUUCAACUUACACUCAACAACAACAACUACAGUGGAAAUAACCAUAGCAACAACAAAUACAGCACUCCGGUCGGAGUCGUGCAGAAGGAAGACAGUUGUGGGAAAUACACCCGGGCGUUAACGCAAAUAACAGAAAUCCUCACUUCGGUAAGGCCAUCUUCAUCAGUCGAUUGGCCAGUCAUCUGUCGCACCAACGGCAACUCAGCAGCCUACCCUGGAGUGACCGUAAACGUAACUUCCUAUCUAGCUGCUUUUGGUCGCUGCCUUAUAAAGGCAUUUUGUGAUUUUCUUUUUCUAACUGCUUGUGCUGAAAUUGCUGUUGGUGACCACAACCAUCCGGCAAGAUGUCGAAGUUGUCGUUCCGUGCUAGGGCGCUGGAUGCCACUAAGGCGAUGCCGGUCUACCGAUCUGAAGAGAUUCCUGAUUUGCCUGAUUUUGCCGCUAUCAAUCGUGCCGUUCCGCAGAUGCCGACCGGCAUGGAGAAAGACGAGGAGUGUGAAACGCAUUUGCAGCGCGCGAUGACGGCUCAGCAAACGUACGGGCACACUGGCGAGCUUGUCAUUCCAACGCCGGACGUGUUUCCUUUAGAAGCGCACGUCCACGACAAGCUAUAUCCUUCAAAUUUUAAGCUGCCUAAGCAGCUAAUCUAUGUACAGCCGCUAUUAGCGGGGUUGGAUGAUGACACACCAGAAUAUGAUUUGGACAGCGAGGAUGAGGCCUGGCUAAAACGACAGAAUGGUGUUCGUGACGGAAGUUUCAAGCUAAGUGCAUUGCAACUCGAGACGAUGAUUGAUCGGCUUGAAAAGGCCUCAGGCGGCCAUCGUGUCGUUCAGAUGAACGAGGCUAAACUUCUUCUCAACCAUGAUGAUGAUGUUCUUAUUGCUGUUUACGACUACUGGCUAAAUAAGAGGUUAAAGUUAAAGUCUUCGACGUUAACGCCUCAAAUAAAAACGGAAAAGCGCGACGGCUCGAAUUCAGCUAACCCGUACGUAGCAUUUCGGCGACGAACAGAAAAGAUGCAGACACGAAAGAAUCGUAAAAAUGAUGAGGCGAGCUACGAGAAGAUGCUCAAACUCAAACGGGACCUCAAAAAGGCGGUUACUCUCCUUGAGAUGGUCAAAAAACGGGAAAAGCUCAAGAAAGAAGACCUCAAUCUCACUGUUGAGGUGUUCAGAGAGCGGGUGCAAGCGGGUGAUUUCAACGGGGCGUUGGUAGCUGAGACGUUGCAGGAGCUCGCACGGAAGAAGCAACAGAUGCAACUGGCUCAAGCGCGGGAACGGGAACAACUACUGGGUAUUAGUCUAAGCUCUGGAGGCCGAGGCGGCGCGGCAGCAGGCCGGAACAGUAAUAACAGUAAUAAUAAUAACAAUAAUAAUAAUGGAUAUGCCGGCUCUGCAGCUAAUGCGCACCAAAUUCGAGAACUCAAGGCUAAGCACCGAAAGACCGCGCAGGGACCGCGGAUAUCGUCGUCUUCGCACAAACGGCAAAAGGAUCGAGGAGCUGCGAGCGCGACCGACACGCGGUUAGCAGAGCAUCCGAGCAAUGGAGGAGCUGGAGCCCCAGGAACGGCGCUAUUAACAACAAUAGGGCGGGAAGCACGAACUGUUGAAACAUCGGGACGCUGUCCUUUAACGACGACGUUAGGAGGAAGCCCAGGGACGGCCACUCCUACACCUACAACGACUGUGGGUCCGGCCGGACUAACCACACAAGGGACACCGGGACAGGGUGGGCAGAUUCCGGCCGACUCCGCCUCAGUAGGACCUUUGGGACCUAUGCUACUUUCGUCAGACGAAGAUGAUGAUGAGGCAUUAUCUUCCGGUGCAGAAGAACGGGCUGACGCUUACACCGAUAUGAGCCAUGAACCGGACGGCAUCUUUACGUUCAGACGAAAACGGAACGUCACGUACCUGGCGCCAUUACCGUUCGAAACAACGUUGCCACCACUGCCAGGCGAUCCGAAUCUACCACCUCCUCUGUCAUUGCGGCCGUAUGAGCAGGUUCCACGGCAAGAACAGUUCCACCUAAUGAGUUUGCAGCUCGAAUCGGAUGACAGCGAUCUCAGCGGCCAUGAAGGAGAUGACUCUACACGAAGUCAAAGUCAUUCGCUAAUACCCCGUCUGGACGAAGCGACGGCACGAAGGCGAGCGCUUGCCGUUGGACCGCAACCUCGCGACGGUCAGGAAUACUUUAUGACAUUUAGUGGAGUACGGGCUCGGGCACUUUCUACGCUGCCACGACCGGCUGGUGAGGCUGGUGUUAAACGAAAGCGUCUAGACACGAAUUACCUCACAUUAAUGGGUAGACGACGCCUAGGCCGGGGAGGACGUAUUGUCUUUGACCGGAUCCGAAUGAGCAGCCCAGAAGCUAGUCCGUAGAGCCUGCAGGCGUUCAGUUGUCAUUUAUUUAGGUGCCCCUUGUAUAUGGUUGAAAAGUGACUAGAGACGGGGGGACGGAUGAAGACAUUGCGAAGAAAUCGAAGACAUUCUUUCAUUGUCUUUUAGACAAAGAGAAUGACAAAAAGAAGAAUAGGGUGAUGCACAGUCCCACUGACCAGAUGAUGAAGGUGCUUCUUGCCGUUGCUGCACUCCACUUGCCUCGCAGAACGUUGAGGCGAGGUCAUAGAAUUUCAGGAGAAGAAGAAGACGACGACGACGACGACGACGACCACGAAAAGGAUAUGACGGACAUCUGAAGAUCAAUUCAGUGAGAGAACAGCAGAGAAACUGGAAAGAGAAAAAAACGGCCUAACGAAGGUAUGGAGAAGAAAAUGCCUCUGUCUGGCUAAAGUACAGUGUAGAUGUAAUAGUGUACUAUAAGAAAAAAAGUAAUCGUAGAAGUGGUAGAAUACUUCAUCGCUUGGUGCGGUGAUGUUGGUUGGCGUGCACGCACUUACAUUGACUUUACGGAAAUGGAGGAAUCUGGAGAGAGAAAAUCUCACCUGAACCGGGUACAUAUUAAUAUAGAGAUUGAUAAGAUCAGGGAGUUUCCGUCCCGCCUGUUCAAUGCGAUAAAGGGGGGGAAACACUGAGAUUGUUGGCGUAAACGAAACAUGGAGGGUAUGGACAAUGACGACGACAACAACAACAACAACAACAACAACCACUACUACUACUACAACAACAACUACUACUACUACUACUA